Messenger RNA from Petromyzon marinus (sea lamprey), 3890 nucleotides. Its product is annotated as C-type lectin domain family 18 member A-like. Gene Ontology annotation, molecular function: growth factor activity. The record is from RefSeq and is a predicted model, not a curated record. NCBI's taxonomy places the organism in Eukaryota, Metazoa, Chordata, Hyperoartia, Petromyzontiformes, Petromyzontidae. Gene Ontology annotation, biological process: ossification.
CACCACCCCCGAGCGACACGCGUUCGCCCGCAGAGCAGUUUGGCAUUUGCGAGACAGGGGCGCCUCUGUGUGCAACGGGAAUAGCACGGUCACGCGCGCAAUGAGGCCUCUGUCAAAAUUAAUUCUUCCAGAUCGUCCCCCUCCUGCCCAUCCUCGUCGUCCUCUUCCCUCUUCGUCGUCGUCGUCAUCCUCCUCCGCAUAACCCUCCCUCCUCCUCUCCCUCCUCCUCUCCCUCCUCGUCAUCUCGCGACCCAUCGGUCGAUCGGGGAGGCGGCGAGCACCGGAUCUGCAACAAUGCGGCGAGGAGUCUCGCCUCGGCGGCUUUGAGCGGAGGCAAUACCGCGCGGACGGACGGCGGCGGCACUGCGAGUGGAGAGGAACGAGUGGGAGACGAGCGAACGAGCGGCUGAGCGAGCGAGCGGCCGAGCGAGCGAGCGAGCCGAGCCGAGCGUGCUCAUUCCAUUGCACGAACGGGCGGACGCACGAGAAGGGCGCUCGGAAAUUCUCCAUCCUCGUCCGCGUGGCCGUGACAGGCGAAGCUCGCGGUCGACUCGCAUAGACACAGACGCGCGGCUUCCGUGGCGAGCUGCGGAGGAAUCCGUGUUCACGUUCCCGUUGCCUCCCCCGCCCUCCCUCCGUGGUUGAAAUGAGCAGGAGACGAGGACUAUCGUUACUGCUGCUGCUGAUGCUGUUGAUGAUGACCGUGAGUGCGCACGCGAUAAGCGUGGCGCUCACCAACCUAAAGCGGGACUCUCAGUUACUCGUAAUCAAGAACAAGACGCCAGGCUCCGUGUCCAAGGAGGCGUUCGCCCUCGAAUCCCUCCACAACAAACUCCGCGCCACAGUUCAACCCUCGGCAGCGAACAUGGAAAAGAUGGAGUGGGACGACUCCUUGGCUCAAGUCGCCCACGAGUGGGCGGCAGUCGCUUGCGAGAAUCCCCGAGCGGCAGAGGGGACCUCGGCAGAGAUCCCCGAGAAACCGGGGAUUCAGGGGACCGGAGCAGGUGGAAGAGGAGGCGGCCAGCGCCGCCUCGGGGUGAACCUGCACCGCGCGCCGCACGGGGCGACCUCGUUCGCCAGCGUCCUCGCCUCGUGGUUCUCCGAGGGGCAGAACUACGACUACGCGCGGCCAGGGUGCGCGCACAACCGCACGUGCCGCCACUACACGCAGAUGGUGUGGGCCUCGGCGAGUCGUGUGGGCUGCGCCAAGCGCUGGUGCCGGGACCCAGGGAGCCGCGUGGAGGCGUUCGCGUGCGUUUACCUGCCCGGAGGAAACUGGCUUCUGGAUGGCAAGACGAUCGCUCCCUACAAGGCGGGAGACUGGUGCUCGCUCUGCACCUCCGUCAAGUCCGGCUGCUUCAAGCACCAGGGCGCAGGUGGCCUGUGCGAGGUGCCGCAGAACCGCUGCCGGAUGAACUGCGGGCGCCACGGCCACCUGGACUCGGCGAGCUGCAGGUGCAGCUGUGCGUCCGGUUUCUCUGGGAAGUACUGCCAGGUGAAGUGCGCCUACCCCUGCGUGCAUGGACGGUACAGGGAGGAGGAGUGCUCGUGCGUCUGUAACCUGGGCUACGGAGGGCUCACCUGUGCAGAGCGAGCGGAGUUCCCGUACCACAGCUGCUCGCUGCGUGUGGAGGACGAGUGCCUCUCCGUGUCGGUCGACAGGGAGACGUUCUACACGGCGCGCAACCAGUGCCAGGGCCGAGGGGGGACCCUCGCGCAGAUCGAGAGCCAGCGGGAGCAGGACCUCCUCUCCUUCUACCUGCUCAGGGCCACCGACAGCAACGACGUCACGGGCCUGGAGCCCGAGUCCAACAGCUUCUGGAUAGGUCUCACCUACAAGGUGUCUAAAGGCGUCUUCCGCUGGGACGAUGGGAGAGCCGUCAACUUCAGCAGCUUCGCCUUGGGACAGCCGGACAGCCACGGGUUCGGCAACUGCGUGGUGAUGCACGCAGAGUCUGGCUUCAAUUGGAACGACCGCCCUUGCCGCUCCCGGAACAGAUUCAUCUGCCAGUUCGGAAAGAAACACAGGAUACACUGGAGCUACAAACCCUAAGCUCGGACGGAGAAGUCGGCGCAACCGUCUGGGUCAUCCGCUGGGCGCAAGCCGCGUCUUGCACACACGCACAAGACCAAACAACAACAAAACCCGUUUAGCCUCGACAGACUUUUGAGUCAAGUGCCGUUAGCGAGCACCUAUGAAGGCCGGCACUGCACACAUGGUGGGAGGGGAGGGGGGCGCACACGCACACACGCGCGCACACGCACACACACACACGCGCGCACACGUGCGCACGAUCUCUCUCGGUAGGGCAGAGGUGGGCACCCGACGCACCCCCCGCGCGGCUCUCCGUGCGCGUUGCGGGCGGUAGCGCGCCGCGCGCGUUGCUUCCGGCCCGACGUCCAACGUUCCGCUCUCCCGCCGAGGACGUGGAGCGAAUCGUCGGACGCCGUGCCGAGCGGCGCUUCGGGAUGCGCCAGAGACGAAGAGCUGCGCGGCGCGGUCGUGAAACCCCAAAAGCCGUGGCCCGAUCCUACGCAGCCUGGAAAUCCAAAUACACCGCUCCCCCCCACCUCCCAUACACGCACGAGGGACCAGCCUCAAAUCCUACAUCAAAGCUUUCGUAUGUUCCUCUACUCUGACGCGUUAAUCCGGGAGAGUCACGCCGCCUUGUAGGACUCGUUUUCAGGAGGGCCCUGCUAUUUGUAAGAUGCCUUCAGCCCAUUAAAUUACGAGUUGUGUUCAUUGCUAUUAUUAAACAAGAGGAAGGAAACCGGGACACCCGGAGGAAAUCCACGCCUUGCGCGAGAGGGCUGCACUCCAUUCCCCGUACAGAUGGAAACAUAUUCUGGAAACAGUCCACCUGCUGUACCGCCUUCUGCUGGCGAGUCACUGGUACACGGCACCUCCUCGGCGCCCACGGGAAGGGAGUUGGAUUAGAGGCAGCGGCCACGUGCGUAGCCGCCGCCUGAUCGCACCACGCCCAACCGUGAAUACGAAGGGCGCUUUGGCGGAUUGACCUGGAAAAGUUUUUUUUAUAGUCUGGCUUCGCCGUUCAUCGCUCACGCUGAAGGAAUUCACGACGCUGCCAAUCGGAAAGCAAAGCCUCGAGUUUGGCGCAUUCUCUCUUUUUAUUUAUUUAUUCGGUGUGUGUGUGGUUUUUUACUUCCAACUCACACAAAAUCCAUUGCAUUCACCGUCCGUGUUUCUGUCACUCGGGGAAGGGGUAGUGGGGGGGAACGACGAAUCGACGGCUGCGUUUCAUGGAUAACACUCGGCGAAAUUUAUUUUCUCGUGAAAAACUCAACGCGUCCGUCCACAACAACAACAACAACGUGGCACUAAAUACAAUAUAUAUAUUAUAAGGUGGCGUUUCAGCGCAAUGGCCCUCAUUUCUCAUCGUGGGACAUGGCUAGAGAUGCCAGUGAGAUGGAGUGGAUCAAAUUUGGAGCAGUACGACCAUAACGUGAAACGCCACCCGUAAUAUAUUUUUAAACUCAUAUAAUAUUUUCUCCAAUUUGCGCCCAUUUUCUUGUGGGCCCUCAUGAUCUGAGAACCCAAGGGACCAGCGUGGUCUCGUGUGCAGAGAGUGACCUGAUUGCAGUGGCCUUUGUUCAUUGAUGUGCAGUAGAAGAAGGAAAGGUUACCCAAUACGUCGCCUAAUAUACAAAAAAACGAUUUGAAAGCCACAGUUUUGACAGACGUGGUGAGUUUUUUUUGUAAUUAUUAUUUGAGCUUGUGCGCCAAAGCCAACACAACAGCAGCAACACCAAAUAAUUGGUUUUCAUUUCUCAUGGAUUGUUUUUUUUAUCUGUCUAAAGUGCCCUCAAGCCCCAACACCCAACCCGCUGUGGGAUGGGGGAAAUAUUUUCAAGAGUUCAGCCCCAUACAG